Molecule: messenger RNA, 1618 nt
Organism: Nerophis ophidion (straightnose pipefish)
Lineage: Eukaryota; Metazoa; Chordata; Actinopteri; Syngnathiformes; Syngnathidae
Product: keratin, type I cytoskeletal 20-like
Exons: 9
Coding region: 65-1378 (437 amino acids)
Molecular function (GO): structural molecule activity
Source: RefSeq, a predicted model, not a curated record
AAAUAUCCACUUGAGUGAGCCGCAAUCACUCCUCGCUGACAAUCUUCAGCCUCCACGUCUCAUCAUGUCUCUCAUCCUCGGCCGCCACGGCAGCAGCGCCCGCAGCAUGUCCUCCGCCAGCGCUAUGAGCAUGAGCGGAGGCCUGCAGCUGAUCGGGGGCAGCCAGUCUCGUGUGGCCAACGUCUACCAGAGCGGCCGCGCGCCCAGCGUGUACGCCGGCGCCGGGGGAAGUGGAACCCGCAUCUCCCAGGCCAGCAACUUCAGCAGCUAUGGCGGGGGCCAAUACGGUGACUUCAUGGCGGUCAGCGAGAAGUCCACCAUGCAGAACCUCAACGACCGCUUGGCCACCUACCUGGAAAAAGUGCGCUCUUUGGAGGCUGCCAACAGGAAGUUGGAGAUGCAGAUCAGAGAGUUCUACGAUAGGAUGUCUCCCACCACCAGAGACUGGUCCGCCUACUUCGCCACCAUCGCCGACCUGCGAGCUCAGAUCGCGCGGAGAUACGCGGAGAACCAGAGCAUCAUCCUGCAGAUCGACAACGCUCAGCUGGCUGCGGACGACUUCAAGAUGAAAUAUGAGAUGGAGAUGAACACGCGUGGAAUGGUGGAGUCUGACUUGAUUCGUCUCCGAGGGGUCCGGGACAACAUCGUGUCCGGCAUCAGUGACCUCAACAUGCUGAUCGAGAGCCUGCAGGACCAACUGAACCAGCUGAAGAUCAACCACGAGGAGGAGAUGAAGGCGAUGAGGUUGCAAUACACGGGCAACGUGAACGUGGAAGUGGACAGCGCGUCUUCUGUGGAUCUCUCCAAGAUCCUGCAAGACGUGAGGGAGCAGUACGAGUCCCUGGCGCUGAGGAACAAGCAGGAACUGGAGAGAUGGUAUCAAGCUAAGAUGGAAUCCCUCCAGUCAGAAAUCAAAAGUUUCACCACAGAAGUAAAGAACUUCUCCUCCCAACUGUCCGAGCUGAAGCGCACCUACCAGAGUUUGGAGAUCACAUACCAAGGCCUGCUUUCCGAGAUCGAAUGCCUGCGUCAGAACCUGGCCGACACCAAUUCGCGCUACAGCUCUCAGCUCAACCAGCUGCAGAUGAUCAUCAACGGGCUUGAGGUGGAGCUGCAGCAGCUGAAGGUGUCCAUCGAGCAGCAGAAGACGGAAUACACGCUGCUGCUGGACCUCAAGAUGCGGCUGGAGAGGGAGAUCGCCGAGUACCGCCGGCUGCUGGACGGCGAAGCCUACGAGCAGAAAAAGCCUCUGGUCAUCAGCAAGGUGGUGCACGUGGAAGAGCACAAGCCUGUGGUGGAGAGGAGGGUGAAGACGAUCGUGGAGGAGAUCAUAGACGGGAAGGUGGUGGCCACCAGUGUGGACACUCAAGUGCGCUAAGGCCGCGUUAAAAUGUUCCCAACCAACAAUCGGCUUCCCUUUAACAGGGUGUCCCCUCUGAAAAGAGUUCACCGUCAGUUCACUACAAUUACGACACAGCUGUUACAACAAUGAUACAUUAUUGGUUGCUAUAAGUAACACUGCAUGAACACACCGUAAAAUGUGUGUUUUUGUUUGAAAAGUACCAUUUGGACCCAAAAUUAAGAAAAACAACAAUAAAUGUCUUGCUGCAGGUUGAAA